Messenger RNA from Seriola aureovittata, 4998 nucleotides. RefSeq names its product NLR family CARD domain-containing protein 3-like. The coding region runs from base 708 to 3779 and encodes 1023 amino acids. The record is from RefSeq and is a predicted model, not a curated record. NCBI's taxonomy places the organism in Eukaryota, Metazoa, Chordata, Actinopteri, Carangiformes, Carangidae. Gene Ontology annotation, molecular function: protein binding. The transcript has 7 exons.
CCAUCUGUCUCAUUCUCAUGGACACCAUAUCUCUGUAAGGCCUUGAAGCAACUUCUUCAAAUUUGCCACAAAUGUUCAUUUGAACUCAAGGAUAAACUGAUGAGAUUUUAGUGGCUAAAGGACAAAGGUCAAAGGUCAAGGUCAGGUGACCUCACAAAACACUUUUUAGCCAUUACUCAAGACUUCAAACAACAUUUAUGACAAACUUUAACACCAGUGGUUAAUAUUUUAUAUGUUUGUGGAUAAACAGGAUUGACCUGAAACUCGUCUGAGUGGAGGAGGGAUACGACCACGAGGAGGUGAUUCUACUUUCAUAAAUGUUCAUGUCACUUGCUUUGACCAUGAUAACGCAUCAGUCACCAGCAGCGACACAACGUGUGUAAUCAGUCCACACAUACCUCCACCCUGACACAUGAAGCCGAGGGGAGUUUAAUUAGAGUUGGUAAAGUUAAAGUAACAGGAUGUGGGAACUUGACUGGUCUCCAUAGCAGCAGUGGUUAUGACCACACACUGGUUUACUUUCAACCAGCCAUCUUCUCCUUCUGUAUGAGGAAAUGUGACAUUGUGGGUCCUGUCUCUUAAAGUGUAGACGUGUUCAUCAUCAUCAUCAGCAUCACUCUUCAGCUCCUCGUCCUGCUUGUCGGAUAAUUAAGACUCCAGAGGUUCAACCAUCACCAAGAGGUCAGCUCCUGUUUUUGGGGGGCGUGAUGACAUCACAGGUCCUGUUACACACCCUGGAAAAUUUGAGAAAAGAUGAAUUCCAGAAAUUCAAAUGGCAUCUGCAGCAGGGCGACGGCUCCAAGGGAUACCCCUCCAUCCCAGAAGGCAGGCUGGAGGAGGCGGAGAUGUGGAGGACAGUGGAUCUGAUGGAGCAGACCUACACAGCUCCUAAAGCUGUGGAGGUGACCAGGAAGAUUUUAAAGAAGAUCAACAGGAAUGAUCUGGUGCUGAGUUUGUCUGACGCCAAGUCGGCAACAGAAGUUCCAGAGCCUCGGAUCAUCACGUAUUACCAAGCCAAGCUCCAGUCAAAUCUCCAUGACAGCUUCAUGUGUGCAAGAGAGGGCUGGGCUCAGAAGAAGGAUGAGCAACGUCUGAUCGAUAUCUACACGGAGCUGUGGGUGACGCCCGGUGGCGACGUACACAUCAACACUCAGCACGAGGUCAGACUGAUCGAGAAAGCUGGAAAACAAACGGAGACAGAGAAACCGAUUAAACCGAUUGACAUGUUCAAACACCCCUCUGGAAAAUACAGACCCAUACGAACUGUGCUGACCAAUGGGAUCGCAGGAAUUGGAAAAACAUUCUUUGUGCAAAAGUUUUUGUUGGAUUGGGCUGAAAAAAGACCCAAUGAAGAUGUGCAUCUGAUUUUCCCAUUCACCUUCCGUCAUCUGAACUCACUGAAGGGGAAAGUGUGCAAUUUAGCAGAGCUCAUUCAUAAAUGUAUCCCAGCCACCAAACACAUCAGUGACGACGCUCUUACCUACAUCUUUACAAACAUGGAGGCGUCAGGAAACACCAACUAUGACAAGAGUGAAUUCAAGCUUCUGUUUAUUUUGGACGGACUGGACGAGAGCCGCCUUCAGCUGGACUGCUCGACCAAUGAGAAGCAAGUUGGAGACUUUGAUGUGAUGCGGUCGAUGUCUUUGGACGUUCUGAUGACGAACCUAAUCAAGGGAAAUCUGCUUCCCUCCGCUCGCCUCUGGAUAACCACACGACCUGCAGCAGCCAAUCAGAUACAUUCUGAUUUUGUUGAUGUGGUGACAGAGGUCAGAGGGUUCACUGACCCACAGAAGGAGGAGUACUUCAGGAAGAGGUUCGGAGAUGAGGAGCAGGCCAGCAGCAUCAUCUCCCACAUCAAGACAUCACGAAGCCUCCACAUCAUGUGCCACAUCCCAGUCUUCUGCUGGAUCACUGCUACAGUUCUGGAGGAGGUGAUGAAGACCAGAGAGGGAGGAGAGCUGCCCAAGACCCUGACUGAGAUGUACACAUUGUUCCUGGUGUUUCAUAUUGAUCAGACAACAAAGAAGUACGGAAAGAAAAUGAAGUACAUUGAAUCGUUAGCAAAACUGGCUUUUCAGCAGCUGGAAGAAGGCAAAAUCAUCUUCUAUGAAGAUGAUCUGAAAGAGAGUGGCAUUGACGUCAGUGGAGCCUCAAAGUACUCUGGUGUGUUCACUGAGAUCUUUAAAGAAGAGCGAGGGAGGAAAGAUGAGGACAAGAUAUUCAGCUUUGUCCAUCUGAGCGUUCAGGAGCACCUGGCAGCUGUUUACGUGAGGAUGUGUCUCAUUAAACACAACAGGAAUGUAAUGUCUGAGCCACGAACAACUUCUCAACGACUGUGGACUACUUUCACUCGAUUGCCUGCGGCAGAGGUCCACAGGAUCGCUAUCGACAAGGCUUUACAGAGUCCAAAUGGACACCUGGACCUGUUCCUCCGUUUCCUCCUGGGUCUCUCACAAGAACCCAGUCAGAAACUCCUUCCAGAACUGCUCAAAAACAAGAGAAGUCGCUCAGAGACCAAUCAGGAAACAGUCCAGUACAUCAAGAGGAAGAUAAAUAAGAAUCUGUCUCCAGAGAAAAGCAUCAACCUGUUCCACUGUCUGAAUGAACUGAAUGAUCGUUCUCUGGUGGAGCAGAUCCAACAGUCGCUGAGAUCAGGAAGUCUCUCCACAGAUAAACUGUCUCCUGCUCAGUGGUCAGCUCUGGUCUUCAUCUUACUGUCCUCAGAAGAAGUUCUGGACGUGUUUGACCUGAAGAAAUACUGUGCUUCAGAGGCGGCUCUUCUGAAGCUGCUGCCAGUGGUCAAAGCUUUAAAAAAAGCUCUACUGAGCUGCUGUAACCUCUCAGAGAGAAGCUGUGAAGCUCUGUCCUCAGUCCUCAGCUCCAGCUCCUCCAGUCUGAAAGACCUGGACCUGAGUAACAACGACCUCCAGGACUCAGGAGUGAAGCUGCUGUCUGUUGGACUGGAGAGUCCACACUGCGUACUGGAGAGUCUCAGGAUGUCAGGAUGUCUGAUCACAGAGGAAGGCUGUGCUUAUCUGGCCUCAGCUCUGAGCUCUAACCCCUCCCACCUGAGAGAGCUGGACCUGAGCUACAACCAUCCAAGAGACUCAGGGGUGAAGCUGCUGUCUGCUGGAUUGGCAGAUCCUGCCUGGAGACUGGAAGUCCUCAGGCUGGAACAUGACGGAGAGAAGUGUCUGAAACCUGGUCUGAGGAAGUACUCCUGUGAACUCAGAGUGGACAUGAACACAGUGAACAAGUACCUCCGACUGUUUGACAACAACAGGACAAUGACUGUGGUGAGGGAGAAGCAGCCGUACCCCAAUCACCCGGACCGGUUUGACUGUCAUCAGCUGCUGUGUAGAACUGAUCUGACUGGUCGCUGUUAUUGGGAGGUGGAGUGGAGGGGAGUGGUUUUCAUCGCAGUGACAUACAGAGGCAUCAAGAGGCGGGGCUUCAGUAAUGAUUGCUGUUUCGGAGCCAACAGUCAGUCCUGGUGUCUGUACUGUUCUGACACAGUUCACUAUGUCUACCACAACAAGAGGGAGACGUCCAUCCCUCUGCCUGUCCCCUCUCCCUCCUCUCCCUCCUCUCCCUCUUCUCCCUCCUCCCCUCACAGAGUAGCAGUGUAUGUGGACUGUCCUGCUGGAACUCUGUCCUUCUACAGCGUGUCCUCUGACUCUCUGAUCCAUCUCCACACCUUCAACACCUCCUUCACUGAGCCUCUGUUUCCCGGCUUUAGGUUUGAAAGUGACUCCUCAGUGUCUCUGUGUUCACUGUGACUGAAGCUGCAGUUCCUCUAACGACCACUAGAGUCUGGCUCCAACAGUGAGUCAGUCUCCAUAGACUCCCAUGUUAAAAUGUCCAACUUUACAGCAGAAAUAAACAUGUUUACAGCCUGGUACAGAAACUGUUUUGGUGUCUAGAGCUGAUUUCCUCCUUCAUGACACCUGUUUAUUUAUUUAUUUUUUUUUUAACUUUAUUUUUAUGAAGUCAUUUUUCAAUACACUUAUAGAGAAAGAAAGGAGAAGAACAAGAACGGGAACAAGACAGAAAAGGCACAGAUGGAAAAAUAUACCUACGCAUAUGUAUUAUUACACAGGGAGAGAGGAAUCAUAAUAACAAUGUGUACAUUUCAAGAGGUAGGUCCAGGGUUUAGAGACAUUUCAGUCAUAUUUGAUCCAUUUGUCCAUAGUCUAUCCUUCAUAUGAAAACAGGACAGAGACAUUCUCACACCAGUGGCCAACAAGACCGAGAGAGCACAUCAAGUAGGACAGUAGGGGGCGCUGUACUCAGGCAAAAAAGAAAGAGAAAAAAAAAAAGGGAAAAUGAAACAGAGCACAUUAUUAGUUGUUAUGAACUGCCUCCUGUUGUAGGUGUCACUUAUUCAAGAUAAGCUGUCCAUUUCCUCCAGAACAUAGUGAAUUUGUCCAUGCACAAAUUCAAGGAAAAAGUCAAUGACACCUAUUUAUAUAACUCACCUGUUUAUAUAACUCACCUGUUCACAUUUUAUUAAGGACUAAAGUUAUGGAGCAUUGAAGGCGUGGCCUCUUUGAGUGACAGGUGGGUGAGCCUAUGCCCCGAAGUCUCAGCUCCAGCCACGCCCCUCCUCUUUGACCAUUUUUCGAUUAGCUGGGAGUUAGGGGAGGAGUCAGACACUGCCAAGAUGGCGACAGGGGGGCAGCUCACUCUGAGCUUCAGAAACCUGUGGGUGAUGUCCGUCUUUAUUCACAGUCUGUGAUGUCAUCACAUCACAAUGACUUUAUAUUUUCAUUUUGAAAAAAAUUUCUAAGAUUUUAUAUGUUUCAUAUUUUAAGUUUUUCCAAUAAAUUUGGCAAAAGCCAUUUUCUCAGUUUCUACAUGAUCAAUCAUGUUGUUGUUUAUCUGAUUAUUGAUUGUUGUUGAAAACUGUGGUAUGGUCACAUGACCAUAUGAACAUGUGACCAUGUGAAACACAUGAAUAUACCUCAUCCCCAGGUGACUUAUACAACAUUCUACAAC